AUGCAGCUGUGCUGUGAAAACCUUACCUGCUCCUGCGUAGUUCAGUCAGCCGUGAAAGACACCCUUGAAUGCAACCACCUACGCUGCGCAGCAGUCUCCCUGGCCGCCACCAACCGCAGCCGGGUGAAGUGCGGUGUCACAGGCCCCAGCUUCCAACGUGCCGCGGAUGGCUCCCCCUUCUCCUCAUCUAGCCCAACAGGAGCAGCUCCCGCUGUGGGCGGCCCUCCUACCGCUUCAGCGACACUGCAGUCUCUGUCGCCACCACCAACCCAUGCUGCAGUGAGUCGGCCAUGCCAGGCUCUGCUGUGUCUUCCCACCCAGCUCUUUCCUCCCGGGCUUAGCGGACAAGAAGGGGGAGACACCGGCUGCACGCUGGAGGCUGGAGGCUGGAGCCUGUGGCACCUCAGCUCGCCUCACUGCCGACAGGAUGACGGAGACUGUGGCGUGGCCAGAGUGGUAGAAUGGUGGCAAGCUUUUCUGGCUUUGCCCGCCCAGCUGCUCCAUACCCAGCUAGAGGAGGAGAAGGAGGAAGCACCGGAUGCAUGCUGGAGGCUGGAGCCUACAGAUGGCGUGGCUCUGUGGCUCACCUCACUGUGGUUGGUGGCUGUGAUGGAGACUGCAACUCAGCUGGAGCGAUUCUGCUCUGUGUAGAUGACAGCAGCCAUCCUGAGACAUCCAUCUAUGGAAGUGCAUGACUUUGGUCAGUUGCAAUAUUGACAGUAAUACUGUUCCCUACCAGGUGCACCACAGGCUGGUCCCAUACCAAGCCCUUUGUGUGAAUAUCAGGUAUUUUCACAGGGGAUUUCUUUGUACCACCUAGAGAAAAGCCUCAUUCAACAGACCUUCCACAUUUGUAUGCGAAGUCCUACCCCUCCUGGACUUUUGCUGUUCUUCAAAGCACACAUACACCAGGAUCAUACGCUUGGGUGCCUAGGACUUCUCAUUUUAUCUUCUCAUAAAUGGGACUGAGAAGGCACCAGAAACUUGGGGACCAGCCAGCGGCAUGCUGUGUUCUCAGUGAAGCUAUUGAAAAACCUUAGUUACAGUUCUAGAAAUAAAUGUAUUCAUGAAAAAUUAAGAAAAUAUAGUUUUCCCCUUUCUAGAUUACCAUCAUUAUAAAGAGACACACCAAUUGUCUUAUGAUAUAAAAGUCAGAAUUGGAAGUAUAUAAAGUAAAAAAUCCAAUUGCUGCAUUCUAGAAACUCUUAUGCAUAUUUUUAAAAGAUAAUCAAACACAAUCACCAGGAAAAACCUUUGAUCUAAGAUAUGCCAAUUUUUUUUGGUCUCCAAAGUAUACUAUUUUCCUCUGAUUAUGUUAAAGAAGAUUGCCUUUAAAAACAUUGAAUGGAGAUAAUUUUGAGUCCUAUUAACUUGUAUUUCAAGCUUGCCUCAAGCACUAAUGAGAAAAAAAAAGUCCUGUUUUUCUCACAAAGAGGAAUACACAACUCCAGCCUCAAAAAUACACUCAGUGUUUGCAUUUUAUUAAAGCACACUUUGGACAUCUGUGCCACUGACCUACAGGUAUACUGAUCUAAAGACGUAUUAGUAUGCUGUAUGAGAUCAAGUUUGAGAAUAUUGCUUUAUCAAUCAAAUGAAAGCAUCUCUAACAUUUAAAUGCUUACCUGUGGCAUGAUGCCACCAAUGACUACCGCCUCUUCACUCCAAGUAUUUGCAGAACUGCUUACACAAGCCCCCCAGAUUGCCUGCUGUUGUAUAUUUCAAGAUAUUCUUAUUUAUGGUCUUGUUAUGCAGGUGUAACUGUGGGCUCAAACCAGUGACAUUGUUUGGGACAGGAGGUGACAGAGCUAAGAGUCGGACAUGGGGCACACCUGUGCUCAGAUGAACUGAUUAUUAUUCAUGGGAAUUUAAGCAAUUAUUUUCCAAUUUUAAAUCUGUUUCCCCAUUUGUAAAAAAUUAUUCCAUGUAAGUAUUGUGAGCAUUAAACAAAAGAAUGUAUGUUAAACAUUUAGCUCAGAGCAAGGCACAUAGCAAAUGCUUAAUAAAUAAUAGCCAUU
This is a messenger RNA of Pongo pygmaeus (Bornean orangutan), 2015 nucleotides long. RefSeq lists its product as uncharacterized. NCBI's taxonomy places the organism in Eukaryota, Metazoa, Chordata, Mammalia, Primates, Hominidae. The coding region runs from base 1 to 651 and encodes 216 amino acids. The record is from RefSeq and is a predicted model, not a curated record. The transcript is spliced from 5 exons.